Raphanus sativus (radish) is the source of this 867-nucleotide messenger RNA. RefSeq names its product homeobox-leucine zipper protein ATHB-17. The transcript has 4 exons. Gene Ontology annotation, molecular function: sequence-specific DNA binding; DNA-binding transcription factor activity, RNA polymerase II-specific. The record is from RefSeq and is a predicted model, not a curated record. Gene Ontology annotation, biological process: regulation of DNA-templated transcription. The coding region runs from base 91 to 687 and encodes 198 amino acids. Lineage: Eukaryota; Viridiplantae; Streptophyta; Magnoliopsida; Brassicales; Brassicaceae.
CUUCAAGUUUGUCUCUUUAUUAUUAGUCUCCCUCUCUAACUUUACCUUUUCCUUUUUCUUCCUCUCGAAGAACCCUAGAUCAAUUUAUUAAUGGCUAUUUUACCAGAAAACUAUUCAAACUUGGAUCUUACUAUCUCCGUUCCAGGCUUUUCUUCCUCUCCUCCUUCCGUUUCAGAUGAAGGAAGUGGAGGAGGAAGGGAACAGCUAAAGCUAGACAUGAAUCGAUUGCCGUCGUCUGAAGACGAUGAAGAACUCAGCCUUGGUGGUUCUGCUCCUCCGCGAAAGAAACUCCGUUUAACAAGAGAACAGUCUCGUCUUCUUGAAGAUAGUUUCAGACAGAAUCAUACCCUUAAUCCCAAACAAAAGGAAGCACUUGCAAAGCAUUUGAUGCUACGGCCAAGACAAAUUGAAGUUUGGUUCCAAAACCGUAGAGCAAGGAGCAAAUUAAAGCAAACUGAGAUGGAAUGCGAGUAUCUUAAAAGGUGGUUUGGUUCAUUAACCGAGCAAAACCACAGGCUCCACAGAGAAGUAGAAGAGCUUAGAGCCAUGAAGGUGGGGCCAUCCACGGCGGCCACCGCCUCGAGCCUCACUAUGUGUCCUCGUUGCGAGCGAGUCACCACUGCAGCGAGUCCCUCCAUGGCGGCUCCAGCCAAGAAAACGCUUCCGCUGAAAGAGCGUGAACAUUGAUUUACAUAUUUUAAUUAUUAUUGCUUAUAAGUUAAUUAACGAGGGUCAGACAAGGCACACAAAUUAUCACAUGAUUUCGUGUAAAUAGUAUUUAGAGAUUGUAUUCUAUGCGCGCACAACAAAUCCUUGUAAAUGUUUCUAUUUUAAUCAAAAAUCUAGUAUCCUUAAUUCUGGAUUGGA